AUGGAUCCGGAGUCGACGGAGGUCUCCUGCGUCCUCCUUACCUCGUCCAAUGGCGGUCAAGAAGACUCGGCCGCGCAGGUUUCUGCGCUGGCCUUUGACACAACCCAGGAGCUUCUAUGGACAGGGAACAACGAGGGCCGUGUUGCCUCAUUCUAUGGCGCCGACAUGCAGCCAUAUGUCUCGUACAUGAUGCAGCCUGCGACCGACGGCGAGGUCCGGCAGAUUCUCGUCAACGAGGCCGGCGUGGUGUCUCUCGGGCCCAAGGGUCUUCAUAUGGCCUUACGGCGCGGCCUCCCGCUGUGGAAUUGCAGACACGACGACAUGGCAGACCUUUGCUGCAUGAGCUUCAUGUCCACUGCGGCCACCGAGGUCCUCGUGGCUGGCCGCCAAAACACCAUGUUCGUGGUCGACCUCAAGGAGGGCGAGAUCACCCGCCAGCUGGACACGGAGAACCACUACACCAUGAUGAAGCGCAACAGCCGAUUUAUCUGCGGCGCCACGACGCGCGGCACCGUCGACAUUAUCGAUCCUUCCACGUUUGCCGUCCUCAAGAGUUGGACCGCCCACUCCGCCUUUAUUCACGACAUGGACGUCCAGGCCGACUUCCUGGUUACCUGCGGCGCCACCCUUAAGCAGCAGGGAGCCGUCAUGUUCGACCCGUAUGUCAACCUCUUUGAUCUUAAGCAGAUGACGUCCAUGGCCCCCAUCCCCUUUCCGCCCUGUGCUGCCUUUGUGCGCAUGCAUCCGCGCAUGGUCACGACGGCCAUCGUGGCCUCGACCUCGGGCCAGAUCCACAUUAUCGACCUGAUGAGCCCCAAUACCAGCAGCGUCAAGCAGGCCAACAUUGUCUCUUUCCUGACCCGCAUCGACAUCUCACCCACCGGCGAGGCACUGGUCCUGGCUGACAGUGACUGCUACAUGCACCUCUGGGGCUCGCCGUCCGGCAUCCAGUUCACCGAGUUCCCCGCCAUGAUCGAGACCGAGACGCCCGAGGAGCCACAUAAGGAGACCGAGUGGGAGGACUGGUCGGACGAUGAGAACGACGACACCUAUAUGUCUGGACGCAACGGCAACAGCAACGGCAACGGCAGCGGCAAUGGCAGCAACAACAACAACGGCAGUGGAGCAAGCGGCAGCACCGAGGACCGAAAGAGGGACGGCGCCGACCCGAGCUCCCGGCUGCCGCUCAACACGGUCGGCAUGCCCUUUUAUCGCGAGACCCUACUGUCGGCCUUUCCCAGCCUCAUCUCGGACGUCGGCGCGCCGCCGCCGCGCUACGACAGCAGCUACCUCGAGAGCUUGACCCCGUUUGAGUACGGCUGGUAUGCCCCGAACACAGGCGUCACGCUGCCUAAUCAGGUCGAGGACACGCGCAAGGACGAGAAGCCGGCGCAGACCAUCCAGGCGCCCAAGUUCCUGAGCGACCGCUCGCGCGAGUCCAAGUCGUCUGGCGUCUCGUUGGGCCACCCCAACGGCGGUGAUGCCAUCCCGGAUGUACUGGAGUCCUCGGAGCUUGCUAGUCUCGGUCCCGAGGCCCCGAGCAUGUACAGGACGGUAGAGAUUAAGUUUAGCAAGUUUGGUGUGGACGAUUUCGACUUUGGAUACUACAACCGCUCGCAAUAUGCCGGCCUAGAGAACCAUAUUGCCAACUCCUACGCCAACGCGCUUCUGCAGCUGCUGCACUUCACCCCUCUGAUCCGCAAUCUAGCUCUGCAACACGCCGCGAGCUCCUGCCUCGACGACCAGUGUCUCCUGUGUGAGCUGGGAUACCUGUCUGACAUGCUGCAAAAAUCCGAGGUUGCCACCUGUCAGGCAGCCAAUAUGCUCAAGACUCUGAGCAGCCUUCCUCAAGCUCAUCAACUCCGCCUCAUUGAGGAGGAAAACCCCAACACGCCCAUCACCGAAAUGCUGCAGAAUCUGACACGCUUUCUGCUGACGCAGAUCGCCAGUGAUUUUAGACGCGUUUCGCCUGGUUCAAAUGCCAUGGAAGAAGCCCUGGCAACGGCAGGCGUGACAUACAUGAGAUGCAUGCAGUGUCGCAGCGAAACAAGCCGGGCUGUAUCAACUUACGUCAACAAUCUGAAAUAUCCAGCGCCUCAGAGACAGUCCAGCAGGGGAGGAAAGCAGCCAAAAAUCACGUUUUCCCAAGUUUUGAAGUCGAGCGUUGAGCAGGAUUCAUCCACUAAGGGCUGGUGUGAAAUGUGCCAGCGCUAUCAGACACUCUUGAACAGGAAGACGAUCAGCCGCAUUCCUUCGAUCCUGACCCUCAAUGCCAGCGGCCCGCAGAAUAUGAACUAUCCGGAAUUCCGUCGCCUGUGGGGGACUCCCGGCUGGCUGCCAGAAGAGAUCGGCAUAAUAGUAGACGCUGCCGGUCAAUUUUUUUGCUACGAAGGAGAAGACCUCAAGCUGCACUUGCAGCGAGGCAUCCACGACAUCAAGGUGUACUCUCUCAUGGGCAUGGCCGUCAAUGUGGACAACGGAGGACAACUGCAAAAACCUCAUCUUGUAGCGAUGGUGAACGUGGCACAUUCGGAGCCGACGCCUCUUGCCAAGUCCCAGUGGCACCUGUUCAACGACUUUUUAGUCCGCCCGACGUCAACCGGAGAAGCUCUGUCGUUCAACACGAACUGGAAGACACCGUCUGUCGUCCUCUUCCAGCUGAAGAGCGAGAACAACAAGAUCGACACGACAUGGCAGAGCAGGAUUGAUACAUCCAUCCUCUUUAUGGAUUACGGGCGACCAACAGGCAACGAGACAUACCAGCCGCUGAACCCGAGCACAGAACGGCCGGGUCCGGACACCAUAAUGGCUUUGGACACGGAGUUUGUGGCUCUCAAGCGACCAGAGAUCGAGAUGAACUCGGAGGGAGAGAUGGAGACGAUUCGGCCGAUGACCCAUGCCCUUGCACGUGUCUCCGUGGUCCGUAGCCAGGGUCAGGACGAGGGGCUUCCCUUUAUCGACGACUACAUCAUCAUCAAGGAACCCGUAGUCGACUACCUGACACUCUACUCGGGCAUCACACGCAAUGACCUCGAUCCGCGCACGUCCCGCCACACGCUCGUGCCGCUCAAGAAGGCGUACAAGAAGCUCUGGGUUCUGCUGAAUCUGGGCUGCAAGUUCCUUGGGCACGGCCUGAAGCAGGACUUUCGUGUUAUUAACAUCCAGGUCCCCAAGUCGCAGAUCAUCGACACGAUCGACCUGUUCUUCCUAAAGUCCAGGCUGCGCAAGCUGUCCCUCGCCUUUCUGGCCUGGUGGGCACUGAAAGAGAACAUUCAGCAGGAGACGCACGACUCUAUCGAAGACGCGCGGACGGCGCUGAAGCUCUACCGGAAAUACCUCGAGUACAGGGAUGCUGGCGUGUUGGAUGCACUGCUGCAGGAGGUCUACCGCGUGGGGCGUGACGUGAAUUUCAAGCCGCCCAGGCGAGACGACGGCGAGACGCACACAGGGCCUGGCUCGCCCGGAAGCGGUCUGGCUGCCGCAGCCACGGUGGUUGCUCGAAGCAGCGGAUCCUUUGUGAGCGGGCUCGGCUCUCCCAACGGAAAAGGCCUAGCCGAUCAGAGAGGCUUUCAGAUCAAUGGAUCUCCAGUCCGGACAGGACUGUCUAACGGCGGUCUCGGCUUUGCUCAAACGACCCAAGCAAUACCCUUUCGUCCGAGCAGACACGGCUAA
Grosmannia clavigera kw1407 is the source of this 3672-nucleotide messenger RNA. RefSeq names its product pab-dependent poly-specific ribonuclease subunit. NCBI's taxonomy places the organism in Eukaryota, Fungi, Ascomycota, Sordariomycetes, Ophiostomatales, Ophiostomataceae. Gene Ontology annotation, molecular function: nucleic acid binding; poly(A)-specific ribonuclease activity; protein binding. The record is from RefSeq and is a predicted model, not a curated record. Bases 1 to 3672 code for a protein of 1223 amino acids. Gene Ontology annotation, biological process: mRNA processing; nuclear-transcribed mRNA poly(A) tail shortening. Gene Ontology annotation, cellular component: P-body; PAN complex. The transcript has 9 exons.